UUUCAGAUAUUUUAACAUCCACGACACGGGCAAUGAGUAAUUUGAUCCAACAUCAUGAGAGGUUAUAUCAGUUUAUCAAGCACAAAGAAAGGGUACUGAAAGCGAAGCCUGUCGUUGAAACCAGAUCUCGAUCCAAAUCAAUGCCAGGACGUCCAAGAAUUUCAUUACAAAAGCGUGACGAAGAAAUAAAGAUCCAGGAAGAAAACGAGCGCCUACUGAAAUCGUUACUGAAAAUUUCGGAACGAAAAUCGAAGUAUGUGUAAUUCGGUAUUCCCAGUCCAUCUCUCUAUGAUAGUGU
Molecule: messenger RNA, 298 nt
Organism: Loa loa (African eye worm)
Lineage: Eukaryota; Metazoa; Nematoda; Chromadorea; Rhabditida; Onchocercidae
Exons: 3
Coding region: 33-263 (76 amino acids)
Source: RefSeq, a predicted model, not a curated record